This is a messenger RNA of Equus caballus (horse), 3613 nucleotides long. RefSeq names its product protein kinase cAMP-dependent type I regulatory subunit alpha (gene PRKAR1A). Gene Ontology annotation, biological process: regulation of protein phosphorylation. Gene Ontology annotation, molecular function: cAMP-dependent protein kinase regulator activity. Lineage: Eukaryota; Metazoa; Chordata; Mammalia; Perissodactyla; Equidae. Gene Ontology annotation, cellular component: cAMP-dependent protein kinase complex. The record is from RefSeq and is a predicted model, not a curated record.
AGCCGAGCGCUGAUUGGCUGCGGCCAGGUCGUUUCCGGUGGAGCCGCCGCGGAGCCGCUAUCGCAGAGUGGAGCUGAGCUGGGAGGGAAACGCUGGAAGAGCUCAGCCGGUCGCAGCCUCGGACCCUAAGCCCCGUGCCCGCCGCCGCCCGUCCCCAGAGCACCAUGGCGUCUGGCAGCACUGAGGAGGAGCGCAGCCUCCGGGAGUGUGAGCUCUAUGUCCAGAAGCACAACAUUCAGGCGCUGCUCAAGGAUUCUAUUGUGCAGCUGUGCACUGCGCGACCCGAGAGACCCAUGGCGUUCCUCAGGGAGUACUUUGAGAGGCUGGAGAAGGAGGAGGCAAAACAGAUUCAGAAUCUGCAGAAAGCAGGCACCCGUGCAGACUCAAGGGAGGAUGAAAUCUCUCCUCCUCCACCCAACCCAGUGGUUAAGGGCCGGAGGCGACGAGGUGCUAUCAGUGCUGAAGUCUACACGGAGGAAGAUGCUGCAUCCUACGUUAGAAAGGUUAUACCAAAAGAUUAUAAGACAAUGGCUGCUUUAGCCAAAGCCAUUGAAAAGAAUGUACUGUUUUCACAUCUUGAUGAUAAUGAGAGGAGUGAUAUUUUUGAUGCUAUGUUUCCUGUUUCCUUUAUUGCUGGAGAGACUGUCAUUCAGCAAGGUGAUGAAGGAGAUAACUUCUAUGUGAUUGAUCAAGGGGAGAUGGAUGUCUAUGUCAAUAAUGAAUGGGCAACCAGUGUUGGGGAAGGAGGGAGCUUUGGAGAACUUGCUUUGAUUUAUGGAACACCGAGGGCAGCCACUGUCAAGGCAAAGACAAAUGUGAAAUUGUGGGGCAUCGACCGAGACAGCUAUAGAAGAAUCCUUAUGGGAAGCACACUGAGAAAGCGGAAGAUGUAUGAGGAGUUUCUUAGUAAAGUGUCUAUUUUAGAAUCUCUGGACAAGUGGGAACGUCUCACGGUAGCCGAUGCAUUGGAACCGGUCCAGUUUGAAGAUGGGCAGAAGAUUGUGGUGCAGGGAGAACCAGGGGAUGAGUUCUUCAUUAUUUUAGAGGGUUCUGCUGCUGUGCUGCAGCGUCGGUCAGAAAAUGAAGAGUUUGUUGAAGUGGGAAGAUUGGGGCCUUCUGAUUACUUUGGUGAAAUUGCACUACUGAUGAAUCGUCCUCGUGCUGCCACGGUGGUCGCUCGUGGCCCUUUGAAGUGUGUUAAGCUGGACCGACCUAGAUUUGAACGUGUUCUUGGCCCAUGCUCAGAUAUCCUCAAACGAAACAUCCAGCAGUACAACAGUUUCGUGUCACUGUCUGUCUAAAGUCUGCCUCCUGUGCCUCCCCUUUCUCCUCUCCCCAGUCCAUGCUUCACUCAUGCAGACUGCUUUAUUUUCUCUAUUUGCAGCGCCACGUGGCCACUGGCAUCGCAGCUUCUUGUCUGUUUAUAUUAAAAGUUGCUUUUAUUGCACCGUUUUUAAUUUGGAGCAUUAACUAAAUGCUCAUACACAGUUAAAUAAAUAGAAAGAGUUCUCUGGAGACUUUGCUGUUACUGCUUCUCUUUGUGCAGUGUUAGUGUUCAGCCAGGGCCAUGCGUGCCAUGCUUUUUGGUGAGGGCAGAUCCCUGCACCAAACGAAUUACCAUAGAGUAAUGAUGUAACAGUGCAAGAUUUUUCUUAAGUGACAUAAUUUCCCAGUUAUCAUAAGCAUAUUUCAGACUGUGGCCAUAUGUGCUGUAUUUCUUUAUAGAAUAAAUGGUUUCUCAUUAAGCUCUAAGGAUUAGAAAAAAAUGGAUGUAGAAAAAUCUUAGUAUAGUAGAAAGACAUCUGCCUGUGUUUAAACUAGUUGAAAGGUGGAAAAAUGCCCAUUUUUGCUAAUUAUCAGGUGGAUAUGAUCUGUUCAGUUUUUUCUUUUCAACUAGAAUUGUUGAGCAAAUUUGCCUGGUUUUGUUUAUAUCAUGUUGUUAAUGUUCCCUCUCCAAUUCUAAAAUAAUGUUUAGGUGUGGCUAUCUACACCUGCCUUUUGAAACCAAAAUCAUAGGCUGCAAAUAUUGGAUUAUGAUUUAACUGCAUCUGCCUCAGCUCACAAAUUCUGAGUAGACCUUUAUUUAUCCAGCUAGUGCCAAAUAUUGACUAUAGAUGCUGAAUUGAGAACGAGAAUUUGAGGUGUACACUCUUGAUUGUUAACUUGGAGCUUUUGGUUAAUGUGCAUCUUUCAGUUGACUGCAGGAUAAUCUGUGCUCAUUAAAUACUGAUCAAGGAGAUUGGAUGUGCUGGGGAUAGAUAGAAUAGAUGGAACAAAUGUCCUAACAGAAAGAUGGAGGUGAUGUUGCUAAAGGGAGAAAUGCCCGGUGGACAAAGUUCAGUGUUGGGAACUUUGCCCCACUAAAUUCAUUGGGGCAUGAGAUUUGAGGGGUUUUUUUUUUUUUACUUCGGUUUAACUUUUUUCCCUCCUUUGUACAUCAGCUAGAACUUACGGUGUGCUGCAGGAGGUAGGGUAGGAUGUGUCUGUGUUGUUUCAAAUUGGUCUAAAAGGCCAUCCUGCUGAAAGUUCCGCUUUCCUAUCAAGCAUUUAUUUCUCUGGCAAACUUUUUUGUUUUUUUAAAGUAAACUUGUGUUUUGAGUCUUAACUGUAUUUCAGUAUUUUCCAGCCUUAUCAACCUUAUGUGUUACAUUAUUCCAUGUGCACCAAUGAUACCCAACCAUUUAUUUUUAUUAUUUUUUUAAGCAAAAUUUCACAGUUCCAUAAUCUGGGCACUUUUCUUUUCAUUGUGGUUUAUAUAUAAGGUAGAGUUAUACUUGGGAGUGACUGCAAGCAUUUUUCCAUCUGUGUGCAAUUGGCACUCAUUAUUAAUCCCGUCUCCUACUCUUUCCCAGGCAAUUUAAAUUGGUCAUGGUAGGUUUUCUUUUCAUAGAUAUGAACAGUUUUUAGGUUGUUACUAACUUUGAAGUAUAAAUCUGGGAAAGAGGUUUUAUUUACAUUAUAGUGUGGGAUAGAAAGCCACCUUAUUACAAAUUUUUUAUUUUUCAAAAUCUACAUUAGAUGAGGGUUUUCUGAUCUGUAUUUUGUGUUUAGCUACCUUUUUAUAUUUAAAAAGUUAAAAAUUAUGUUCUCGUUAGCUUAAAGCUUGAUUUGAUCUUUGUUUAAAUGCCAAACUGUACCUAAAUGAAUUAUUUAGAAUGCCAUAAAUUUGCACAGUUUCAUAUAUGUAUAUAAUCAUGUUCUUGUAUAUUUAGAUACAUAUAAUGCUUUCUAAAUGAGUUUUCCUCUUAAAUCAUUUGGCUUGCUGUUUACUCCCUUUUGUAGUUUUUAAUCUAAGAAAUUUUAAGUCUAAAUUUAAAAAUUACCACAUUUAAAGCUUUAUCUUUGUGCAAUCUGAGUAUAUGUGAGAAAUCACGAUUGGCGUAAUUUGUCUGAGUUGAUAUCCAUAGCUUUAGAAGUCAUUAUUUCUGGGCUUGGUAAGUGAAUUUUUGAGAUCUGUUGCUCUAGAAAGUAUAGAUGGCCAAAGGACCAUUUUGUGUUGUUUCCUGGUUACUAGUCUGAUUAUACUCUGUGUGCUAAUAUACUCUAUUCUUUUUGUUAUAGAUUGUCUUAACGGUAGGUCAAGUAAUAAAAAAAAUUAAUUUAAAUUCUUAAA